This is a messenger RNA of Aspergillus homomorphus CBS 101889, 912 nucleotides long. RefSeq lists its product as uncharacterized. The coding region runs from base 107 to 598 and encodes 163 amino acids. The transcript has a single exon. The record is from RefSeq and is a predicted model, not a curated record. NCBI's taxonomy places the organism in Eukaryota, Fungi, Ascomycota, Eurotiomycetes, Eurotiales, Aspergillaceae.
AACCCCCCAAUUCCGCCCGUCUUGCAGUUUCUGAACGCCAAUUCGCUCCUUCUCCCGAAGGGACCCCGCUCUGGCUGAAAAGACGAAAAAAUAGAAAGAUUGCUGAAUGGCCGGAGAGUGGUCCAGCCCUCUUCAUCCCUCCUCCACCCGGCCGUCCUCCCCCGGUGCUCCGUGGCGACACUUUCGGGCAUCCCGGGGACUCUCAGGCCCCGUCCGUCUUUUUCUCCUUGGGCUGCGAUGGCUUGGGGGUUUAGGAGAAGGCUAUAAGAGGGACGGUGGGAAUGGCAAUGAGGUCAGUCCUGUGGCCUCCUCGGUUUGGCUCUCAGCGGAAUUACUGUCUUUCUUCCGAGCCCCGAUAUAUGAAUACUGUCAUGAAUUGAGAUCCCCCGAGGAAUCAAGUUCCUCCAAAUCGUCUUCUCCCAUCGCCAACUACUUCAGGUCUUAUUCUCCUGUUUGCGCGUGCAGCAAAUUAUCUUUCUUCUACUUGAUCAGUCUUCAGCCAACAACCGCCGCCAAUAUCAGGAGGCUGGGUGGCUGGGGCAGACGCGGGUGCAGCAGAGACACGGCGUCUAUUCGACAGGAAGGUGACUGGCCAUGACGAGAAAUGCUUGUCUACAUAGCUGUGGAAGCAUGUGGCAUUCAAUCGAGCUGCAUCGGCCGUUAAUUCUCUCGAAUAUCAUAGUCAAACUGCGUGGCUCGCUUCUUUAGAGGUCAGCCAACCUCAUCAAAUCGAGCAUAUGCAAUUUUCGCUGGCCUGGGCUAGUGGGCUAUUGUGUUCGGCUGACUUUUGAGGCCUCCUAAGGUGAGAAAGCUUGUCUCUCUUUCAUUGCAGCUUUUUGAGGUUCCUUGUCAUCUUUGGGCUAUCAUAUAAAUGGUGAUUUCUUGAGUCAAAGGCUGCAAGGUACAAGAAUC